GUAUGAGGAAAGGGUUAAGGCCGCCCUUCGCCCUCUGCAGUCGUGAGCACUUGGAGGGGUGAAAGUGAAAGUGACGGAAAAGUGUAACUGAAAUGUUAGUAGAAAAGAGGAAAGACAAAACGUCAGAUUCCUUCUAAGAUGGAUGUCACACGGGCGCUCCUCUGCCUCCUGCUUCUGCGUCACUCAGUGUCCUCACUUCAGCUGACUGGGCCAUCCGUACAUGCAGCCAGGCUGGGAUCUGACGCUCUGGUUCCUUGCUCGUUCACAGUGGAUAAACCUCCUGUAGAUCCCAAUCAUCUAACAAUCUACUGGAGGUUUUUCGAUAAGGAAAUCCUGAGCUACAAUAAAACUGUGAGGACGACGUCUUCUAGAUAUGCCCUGAGCACAGAAGCAUUGAUGGCCGGGAAUGCCAAUCUGACUAUUUCUAAUAUACAAAUACCCGAUGGGGGAAUGUACAAGUGCUCAGUGAUGUACGGCUCAGAGAAGAAGGAGAAGGAGCUCCGGCUGGACAUUGGAGCUCCUCCGCAGGUGACAAUCACAGGUAAAACAGUUGUACUGAAGGAGAAGAGCGUCCUGCGCUGCUCCGCCGCUGGAUUCUACCCCGUGGACCUUGAUAUUAAAUGGUUCAGGGGCUCGGAGAUGCUGAGGGAUGUCACUACAGAUGAGCCCUGGAGGAACCCAGACAGGACGUACAAUGUGAACAGCACCGUAACUAUAAUACCUACUGAGGAGGACAUGGAGCGGAUCUUCUCAUGUAGAGUCCGACAUGAAGCUCUACACAAGCCUCUUCAGGAAGACUUCCGCCUGGUGUAUGAAGACACAAGCUCGGCUGGGAUCAUUGCUGCCUGUUCUGUUAUUGGGAUUAUUCUGAUAUUUGUCAUCGCUGGUGUUCUGUACUGGAAACUAAAACUGAGGAGGAAAGAUAAUGGACCGUUCAUAGUAAGAGACAUCGAGGGUCCUCCUAAGCUGAUUGAUGGAGAGGAGGCCACCCUGUACUACACAGUGGACAACUGCCCCGAGAACCUGUGUGUGACCUGGCUGAUGAGAAGAGCUGGACAGGUCCAGGAGAUCCAGACGUCUCAGAUGAGAGGACAUUCAGAAGAAGAAGAGGAGAGCUUACUGGAUGCAUCCUAUGUGAUCAGAUCACAACGAGAGGGACAUCAGUCCUUAUCAUCACUGAGCUUCAUACCCCAUAUGGAAAGACACAAAGAUGUCACCUUCAUCUGUAGAGGAGUCUACAAGAAGCGAAAUGAUGAGAAGAGGUUUCACUGUAAGACCAUUCAUGUGAAGCCCAAGCUGUCACAGCCAAUAAUGAGAAGUCUAAUGGACUCUGGAGAGAUGAAGUAUUUGCUCAACUUGGAGAAAUUUUAUCCUAAAACCAUCAAGAUUAUAUGGACAUGUGGAGUGGGAGAACUAGAAGAAGUCCUGUCAUCCACUGAAUCAGUGUCAGAUAAUCCUGACGGAACCUACAGCGUCUCCAGUGAGGUCAGAAUUCCUCAGGAACGUCACAAGGAUCCAGGAUUCAGAGUCCGAAUGACCUGGGACCAUGAAUCAUUGGGAGAAGGAGAAUCCAGGGAGCUCUCUAUCCGAGACUCAGAUUACAGAUGGACGCCAGUUGUAGAAGAGAUCCAGAUUCCCCGUCUACGUCAUGACACCCCGGCCACCCUGCAGUGUAAUAUCUCUGAGUAUUUCCCGGAGGCAGUCACUGUGAGAUGGAGCAGACGUGCCGGAUAUAAGAUGUAUGAAGAGACGGAGAACCAGAGGAUAUCAUCCAGGAGAGCGGCCGAUAACACCUAUAACUGUACCUCCAGUCUGACCAUCUCCCCCACACUGGAGACACAUCAGGGGGCAGAAUAUAUAUGUCUGGUGGAGCAUCCCACCCUGGAGACACCCAUAGAGAAAACCACUGGGAGGCUACAAGUCACUGCUGAACCCCAGAUGCUGGAUCCUGUACAGAUCUCUAUGGCAGAUUCAUCUCGUGUUCAGUUCUCUCUGAAUCUACAGAAGUUUUACCCGAAAGAUAUCAAAAUCUCCUGGCACUGGGAAAAUACGACUCGCAAAUAUGAUUUAUCACCGAAGCAAACCGUCAGAUCACAGAGAGAUCUCACAUAUGACGUCACCAGCGUUGUCUGGAUUUCUAAUAAUUCAUUCAAUGAUCCGGAGAUGAAAAUCAUUGUAGUGUGGAAACACGAGGCUCUGGAGACGGCAGAGACAAGAUCACUGAGUAUCAGAGAUCUGCCUUGGACUCCACAUGUUGGAUCUAUCCGUGGACCUGAGCUGGAAGAUGGUAAAUCAGCCACACUGAUCUGUGAUAUAUCCGGAUAUUUCCCGGAUCUUCUAUCUGUUAGCUGGUUCAUGAAGAGGGAUGGAAACCUGACGGCUCUGCCCAGAGAAUCAAUAAAGACGGAUAAAAAUUACAAGAUCUCACAGAAGAAGAAGACACAGAAAGAUAAAACUUACUUCUAUGAAGCUUCACUGACUUUUACCCCAUUAAUAAGUUCAGACGAAGGAUCAGAAAUCCUCUGCAGAGUGGAGCAUCCCAGCCUGGAGACCCCCAUAGAGACCAGCACCCGACCACUACACAUAGGUGUGAAAAAGAAAGGCAGUGGUGGCUUAUUUUCUCAAGACAAGAAAAAGACGAAAGGAUUGAACAGCUCUAAGACCAAUGACGAUGAGAUCGAGACAGCAGAAGAAGCCAAAGAAGAAGACAAGACCACUGAGGCCAGAGGAGCAAAAGUUCAAGAAGAAACAAAAAACUUCACUCCUGAGGAAGACAAUGGAAGUUAAUGUCCAUUAUCGCCAGAUCAGAGGUUAUAUACAGAAUACAGUGGAUGUCUAGGUGUGGUGUAUUACUGCCCACAGUUACCAGUCUAACACCAUCAGCACCCAGUAUAAUAAUACAUGCAUAUUCAUCCAGUAACCUCCGUCAUCAGUUCUGGGCGUGAGAAGUAACUGCGUUCAGAUGAGCUCACAGUGAGCGGCUAUGGCCGGCCUGCGUCUGACUCCACUGUCUAAUAAACCUCAUACAAACCAUUACCACCAGGUCCAUCACGUUGACUUUUGGCCCCAGGCUGUUCCUACCUAGAGCUUCUCAAUGUGCUUUACGUGCAUUGGAGAAAACCUAUGUGCAGGACCAUGAUUGGUGGCAAGGUCCAGACAGUUUUAGCGGAGUGGUUAUGUCCUGCGUGAUGAGAGGGAUCAGGAAGUAGAGACCGGUGGGGACCAGGAAAUAUCAGGGCAUCAGGCAGUGGGAGUCUGAUGCAAUUUAUUAUAUUACACCAAUCUGAGCCUGUAUUAAGUCUUUCAUCGUCUGGACAAGCCCUUUAUUAUUACACCGCUAUGUAUGAAGAAUAUCUAUUAUCACCUAUAGAAAUCAUCUUAUAACAAAUAUGUCAUAGUCCAAUUCAAUGUCAAUUUCUUCCAUCAUUGACAAAGUUCCUGGUAAAUUUCACCAAAUUCUUUCUACGACUGUUUACAGUGAAAUGUUCUUGAACGUCAUCAGAAAGAGUUACUGUACGACCGUCCAUAGAUGUAAUGACUGGCGGGCUGUCGCGUAGUAUAACUGAGCCAUCUACAAUAUCUGAAUGACAAGUCCAUUUAGGAGACUCCAGGUGGACUCCUUAGUAUUAGACUGCCCACAUGAGAAAUCUAUCCUCGUCGUUGACGCCAUUGACAGUUAUUGCAUUUAUUAGUGUUGAGCACGAAUAGCGAAUAUUAAUCGUGAAUAUCGCAACUUCGCUAAUUCGCAAAUAUUUCGAAUAUAGUGCUAUAUAUUUUUGCUAUAUCGAAUAUUCAU
Molecule: messenger RNA, 3796 nt
Organism: Bufo gargarizans (Asiatic toad)
Lineage: Eukaryota; Metazoa; Chordata; Amphibia; Anura; Bufonidae
Exons: 11
Coding region: 139-2787 (882 amino acids)
Source: RefSeq, a predicted model, not a curated record